This is a messenger RNA of Dermacentor andersoni, 1590 nucleotides long. Lineage: Eukaryota; Metazoa; Arthropoda; Arachnida; Ixodida; Ixodidae. The record is from RefSeq and is a predicted model, not a curated record.
AUGUUAUCAGCAUAUGACUAUGAAAUUGAGUAUCGACGAGCAGAGAAGCUCUCCAAUGCUGAUGCAUUCAGUCGUUUGCCACUGAGGGCCAGUAAGGAGGAGGAAGAGGAGCAGCGUCUUUGGAAAGUAGGAAUGCUAGAAAUGGCGCCAGAAGUAACAUGGUACUCUAGGAAGGUGGCAAGUUUUACGUCAAGGGACAAGCUGUUGGCUAGAGUCUGCAAUUGGGUGCAGCGUGGGUGGCCAGAGGGCAAGCUACCGGAAGAGUGUGCAGCAUUUGUGAUCCGCAAGCAUGAACUGUCGGUGUACCAAGGUUGUUUUCUGUGGGGCAGUCGUGUCGUCAUUCCAGAGCCAGUUCGACCAUAUGUCAUGGACAUUCUUCCCACAGCUCAUCCAGGAAUUGUCAAGAUGGAGGGGCUCGCCAGAGGAGCCGUGUGGUGGCCAGGAAUUGACAGAGAUGUUCAGCAGAAAGUGAGGGACUGUGCACGUUGUCAAGAAUCCAGGUCUGCGCCAGCAGCUGCAAAAUUUCACCCUUGGGAAUUCACCAAGCGUCCUUGGACAAGACUACAUAUCGAUUUUGCUGGGCCAUUCCAAGGCAACGUCUUCCUCAUUGUGGUGGACUCUCACUCGAAGUGGUUGGAAGUGUGCCGAAUGACUUCCAUGUCGGCAGCUGCAGUUUGUGCGAAGCUUCGUUUUCUUUUUGCUACCCAUGGCAUUCCAGAAACUGUUGUUUCGGAUAAUGGAACUGCAUUUUGUUCGGAGGAGUUCAGAGACUUCAUGCGCCGAAAUCAAAUCCGAAAUGUGACCGUUUCCCCAUAUCACCCUUCUUCAAAUGGUCAAGAAGAGCGGAUGGUGCGCGAAACCAAGGAAGUACUCAAGCGCAUGGUUGGAGGCAAUAUCGACACACGUCUGGCUAGGUUUUUAAUGACCCAGCAUAUCCUGCCUCAUGCUACAACAGGCAAAAGCCCAGCCGAAUCGCUAAUGGGCAGACAACUUUCAACUGUGUUAGAGCGUCUGCAUCCUGACCUGCAGUCCAGUGUGCAGCAGAAACAGGAGCAGGUGAUGCAGCGCCGUAACCACGCAGUGCGACUGUUUGAAGUGGGGGAUCGAGUGUUUGUGCGCAACUCUCUCUAUGGGCCCAUGUGGUUGCCGGGCAUUGUUGAUUCUGUCACUGGACCAGUGUCGUACUUGGUCGUCACCAAGGAUGGACGUCGGAGGAGACGGCAUGUUGACCAACUCCGAAGUCGUUCUGCCAGCUACGCAUUGGACAGUUCCACUUCUGGAACGUGCGAGGAGGAGGAAUCGUUGGUUGCUUUCCCGGCAGGGUGUUCCGAAAGCGGCAUUCCUUCAAGCCCAGAGGACCCUGGAAGAUGGGACCCAAAAGAAAUACGAGAGGAGGCUGCAACACCCAGUACCGAACCUGUUUCCUGUGGUGAGGACAGUGAAGUAAGCGCAUCCCGGGACCAAAGAGAAAUACCAGAGGAGGCUGCAACACCCAGUACCGAGCCUGUUUCCUGUGGUGAGGACAGUGAAGUGAGCGCAUCCCUUCAAGUCCAGCGACCACUGCGCCAAUGCAGCCGUCUGCGUAUCUGA